CUUUGUUUCACUUCCACUCUUUUCACACUCUCUGCCCUCUUUCAAACUCUUCUAUCCACUGGAGCGCAGCCUCUUCUCUGCUGCCAGCCUUUCAUCUAUCACAUAAGCUAUCAACAGCUUACACUUAUUAAGGAGCAAUGUCAUCCGGGUUAACCUGUAGCCCCUUGAGAUAUAACAUGGGCUUACCUGCAAGAGGGCUAGGAUCGCAUAAGAAACAGUUCAUGUUUAUGCCUAGUUUUGGGUCAUCUGCAAAUCUUCUCUUUUUGAAAAGAAAUGGUUUGGCUGCAUCAACUUGGAGAUAUAAACAGAGAGUGGGUUCUGUUAAGUGCGCAAUGGAUGCUACCUUUGGAGAUUCUAGCAAUGAAUCAACCGUUAUAUUUCCUAGAAUUAAUGUCAAGGAUCCUUACAAGCGACUAGGUAUCAGUAAGGAAGCUUCAGAAGAUGAAAUUCAAUCUGCUCGGAACUUCCUAAUGCAAACCUAUGGAGGACAUAAAGCCAGUGUGGAUGCAAUUGAAGAAGCACAUGAUAAAAUCAUUAUGCAAAAAUUUUACGAAAGGAAGAACCCUAAGAUCAACGUCAAGAAAAAGGUCAGGGAAGUAACGCAGCAUAAAUAUGUCCAGGCUUUCACAAGCAGGUUUAGAACCCCAUCCACAAAGGUCAUUGUAAAAACUUCCAUAGCUUUCUUGGUACUUGGAGUGCUAACUGUACUCUUUCCAACGGAAGAAGGCCCGACACUUCAAGUUGCUAUCUCUCUGAUACUCACAAUGUACUUCAUUCAUGAUCGCCUCAAGACCAAACUGCGUGCUUUUCUCUAUGGGGCUGGGAGUUUUGCUUUUUCGUGGCUUCUAGGAACUUUCUUGAUGGUCUCUGUGAUGCCACCAAUACUCAAAGGGCCAACAAGCUUGGAAGUGACGACGUCAUUGAUAAGCUACAUUCUCCUUUGGGUUUCAUCUACUUACCUUCGAUGAUCGCCUCUUUUAUACAUAACCAAAGUUUUCCAGAUUCAUGGUAGGUUCUUGCAGUAAUGCAAGAAUUGAUGUGGUCGCAGUUGCUAUUCUUACGGUUACAGAAUGUCAGUACAGAUUCAUGGUUAGAUUUGCCUGCAAUUUAUUUGAAUUUAUCACGUCGCGAGGGCAAUUUUCCAUAGAUGAGGCUAGAAGUUUGUUGAGUUUUGUUACAUGAAAACCUUGAGACUGGUUUAUGUAUUAAUCUUACUUAAUAGAGUUGCUAUAUCACCAAAGGGAUGAUUUACUGUUU
Salvia hispanica is the source of this 1257-nucleotide messenger RNA. Its product is annotated as protein CHAPERONE-LIKE PROTEIN OF POR1, chloroplastic-like. Lineage: Eukaryota; Viridiplantae; Streptophyta; Magnoliopsida; Lamiales; Lamiaceae. Gene Ontology annotation, cellular component: chloroplast membrane. The record is from RefSeq and is a predicted model, not a curated record.